Molecule: messenger RNA, 4476 nt
Organism: Trichoplax adhaerens
Lineage: Eukaryota; Metazoa; Placozoa; Uniplacotomia; Trichoplacea; Trichoplacidae
Exons: 21
Coding region: 1-4476 (1491 amino acids)
Biological process (GO): positive regulation of DNA replication; telomere maintenance via telomere lengthening
Cellular component (GO): CST complex
Molecular function (GO): telomeric repeat DNA binding; single-stranded DNA binding
Source: RefSeq, a predicted model, not a curated record
AUGGCAAGCGGCGAUGAUGAGGACGAGCUCGGACUUGUCUCCUAUUGCAUCCAUCAUUUCGACUUUGGCCAUCAAUGUCAGCAACGAGAAUGGCUUCAAGAUUUAAUCAUUCAUGUUCGUACAAACGUCAUUAUUGACAGCAUUAGCUUAAAUAUUCUGGAUAUAUGUAAAAGAAUUAUAUCAAUAGUUCGAGAUUGGAUUGCAAGAGAUGAUCAAAAUGUCAAUACGGAAAUGCAGCUAUUUCAUGCCAUUAGUAUUCAUGAAUUGUUGACUAACCAAGAUGGCUUGCAGAUUUAUCGAGGUAAUAGUCCGUUAUUGCGGCGUCGAUUGUUAUUGCUUGGUUACUUGACAGAUUCCUCUGCAGCCUCCACUCAUCAUUUAAAUUUCGGGUGUUUAUAUCUACAAGAUAAUACGGGUGCCGUCAUAUCUGAGCGUGUAGAAUCUAUAACAGUCUUUUUGCUAGAUCGUGCAUCCCAAUCCAAAUUGGCUGAGGAAUUUAAUAUUAGUGCCCUCAUGGACGUUUGUAGAAUCAAUCAAUAUCCAUCACAAUGCUACUUAGAAAUAAUAGAUGAUUGUAUACCAUUAUCAAAUUAUGGAACAUUUGGUAUGGAAGUUCAGUUACCUAACGAUCGUUUAAUGUCGGUAUCCGGGUUACAGGAAAUAGUAAAAAAAAAGUGUAAUCAAGGCAGAAAUGUUUCACACGUUUUUGGUAAAAUUACAUCCAAAAGUCAGAUUUUUAGCACCCAUGGUAAAGGCUAUUUCAUGAUACAGUUAAUGUGCAGUCAAAACUCAGUUUAUACGCCAUGUCUUUUCAAGGGAAAAAGCUUCUUACAUUGGCAUAGCUUUUUAAUAAUUGGGCGCGUUUAUGUCUUUACUCAUAUGAUUAACGUUGUAAAGAAUAAGGGAGAUAAAAAUGAAAGAUUUUUGUUAAUUGCUACAGCACAAUCAACUUUCUUUCCUUAUAACAUUAAAUCUGAAGUAUGUAAAACAGAAGCAACGGAUAUUGAUGAAAAGCAAGUUUUUACUAAGUGUACAACUAGUGAUAAGCAAUCGGUACCUCCAUUGAAAGAUAAUCAAGACAUAAAAAUAUCAGAAAGUGAAAGUAAUGAUUUAUCUUUAAGCGCCACACUAAAAGAAAGGAUUAAUACAGAUUAUCCAGCUACGGAUAAUGUGGAAUCUAGUGAAAAGAAUAACCAUCCAUGUAGUACCUACGAAGAAGUUGGUAAAGCGGCAAAGUUAGGUUUAUGCGUCAGAAGCAAGUGCAUUUCAUACCAGGGUGUUAUAUCCAGUUAUACUAAUGUUGAAGCUGGCAUCUAUGAAAUAGACAAUAAAUACAAGCUUUAUAUGUGUUAUUCUCCGUGUUUAAAUUGUUGUCGUGGAAUGAGAAUUGGAGCUUGUAUCAAAAUGUAUCAUGCACAUUUAAUUCAUGUCAAUAAGCAUGUUAUCGGAUUUUGCCUUUGUUCUCAAAGUUCAGUUGAGGUUGUAAGAUUUACAGAUCAAGACUCUCCAUAUGUGCCCUUUGUAUCCUGUUGUAGUGUAUUUGGUAGGCAUGCUGGAAUGAUGCCAGUGAUGUUAUAUGAUUGGUUUUUGAGUGCUUGUGAAAAGUUAUCUGGAAUGUUUUCACAUUGGUUUUCCCGAAAGAUGUUAUUUGGGACGUGCGAUGAUUGGCAGGAGGGAGGCAAAAUUCUCAAAGGCAAUCAGGGUGCGAUCGAUAGAUUUAUCCAUCUGUUGUCUAACUUAAAGGAAAUACCGUAUCCAAAUAUUUCGCGUAAUUUCUACGACGAAUUUUUCAAUUGGCCUCAUCGAUGUCAUGUUACGACUCACCCUUAUUGGCCCAUACUUCUUCCAUCAAUUGCUUCUGUAUCAGAUGUGUUACAUAUAUUUGAUGAAGCAAUAAACGAUACCAGUAACAGUAUGAGUAAUAGCAGUAACUGGCGGAAAGACCAUUGGCAUUCUAUGACUGAAGAAGAUGGAUAUGGUUGGAUUAACGUUAACAGAGAUAGGGUAUCAUGGAACUAUCAAAUUAUCUCUCCUUCUGGAAAAGAUCGAGCCCCGAAAGUUAUCGUCGGUUGUUUGUUAAGCAGCAAAAAAGAUGGACACCUCAAACUGGUUGAUAAUACCGGUGAAAUAAACUGUAUUGUCUCAUCGCGAUAUAGUGGCGUAAGAAAUGACGAUUUAGAUCAACUAACUAAUAUGAAUAUUAAAUUUAAUGAAGUUGAUCAACUAUGGAUCAUUAGGAAAUACCAGCUCAUCAUAGAAAGAUUACGAAUUCCAAAUAUGUACAGUGUAGGAAAUGAAUUUCGUUAUAUGAAAUACAUUCAAUUUUCAAUUAAUGAUGCUUGUCGUUUUGUCAGCCGGCCAUACAGUAUCGAUAGAUUAUUGUCAAAUUUCAGAUCGUCAAAGAAAGCAUCGUUAUUCGCACCUAUUCAAAUUACAAAAAUUGUGACUCAAAAAGACUGUCAGGCAAGCGAAUCAUCUGGAGUUACAGUUAAAUUAGUUUCUUAUAAGAAGCGACUGUUAUACGUAAAGCACAAACAUGCUAGCAACUCUUUUGAUUUAAAUCAAAUUAAGAGAUUUUCUGUUGGUGUUCAGUUAUUCUAUGGUCGUAAAAUUGCUAUUAUUGAAGAAAGCACCAAGAAAAUGUUAGCAACUGUUGAAAAAUGUAAUUUAAAUGGCUUAAAAGAAAUUACUGAUGUUGUUCGAUCUGGGAAAAUUAAUCCAACCAAUUAUGGGCAGCAAUUUAGUGUUGAUAUAGAUUUAUCAAGUAAUAGUAGUGCUGUUAUUAUCUUUGAUGAUGAAGAAUCACUUUCUUGGUACCCAUUUUUAGAGCCUGGGAUGUUUUGUUACCUUUGUGAAGCAACUUCUAAAUCUGAUAGAUCGACUACAAAUAAUUCAAUAAAUUUAAGUAAUCGUAAGAGGAAAUUGGAAUCUCAAUUAAAUCAGACAUAUCUACAAAAUGUUGUUAAUUCAUGUCAUAGUAAUGGCAACUCUGAGAAUCAACGCUACUCGGGAAAUCAAAGUUACGCAAUAAGUUCAUCAGUAGUCAAUUUUAAUUGUAAUACAAUGUGGUUAGAACAUUAUGAUCAUGAGCUUGACAGUAUACUCGAAUGCUUCCCUAAGAAUGAUGCUCAAUAUAUUAAACAAUUUCGGGAAAUUAAUGGUAAAUAUGAAAAUUUUAUAAAUAUUAAAGAUGCUCUAAAUUGUACUAUAUCAGAUCGGACUAAAGCAGAAGAGUUAUCUGUAUCUAACUUCAGUAAGUUGGUAUCCUUUCAGUGUAUUAUAUUAUCGAAGCAUUAUUGCGACGCAAGUAACUCAGUAUUUGGUAGCGAUGAAUAUGGUGAAAGUUUAGUAUCUGUAUUAUCUUUUAGUUCCGAUAUAAAUUUACAUGGACCCGUUGAGCAGACAAUAGUAAUCAAAGCUAUCGAUUUAACUUCACCUAAUUGUAUCAAAAUCUAUGGAAACAAUGCUCAUCUUCAUCACUGCCUUGGAUUAUUGCCUGGCUCAAUUGUCACUUUUCAUUCUAUAUUAUGCAAAGUUUCGCAGCAUGGUACAAUCUACUGCGAAUAUUUGGCUAAUAGUAGUGUUACAUUGAACUCGAUAUCAGAGAAUUAUUAUGAUAGCUAUUUUAAUAAAUCUGAUUUUCAUGCAAGGUAUGAAGUAGCAUCAUUUUAUACAGUUGCUCUUAUUGCAUGCAGGGUACCUGAAUUAACUUUGGCUGUCGUACUUUCUAGGUCUUCCUUGCAAAAUGUACCUAAACGCUACUUAAUUGACUAUUAUCAAGAUGAUAGCGAGCGUAGAUUAUGUUGCGGCACGGCACGUAUCGAAUGUCGAUUAGUGGAUAUCGAGAAAUUACACUUACGCUUACAUUGUUUAUAUUGUGAUAGUAUCGUGAUCGAUAAGUGCCCAGCAUUAUGUAAAUCUGAUAAUUGGCAGUUAAGAACGGAAGCAAGGUGUACUGUGGAGGAUGGUACAGCAACUGCUGUUAUGCAUAUACGUGGUAAUCCAGUGUUAAAAUUACUGCAAGUGUCAGGUUUAACUAUUUCUGUACUUAUUAAAUUAGCAUUACGAACUGGAGAGCUGAUUUAUGAACAGGAGAGAGGGGGUUCUGAUUGGCAGCGUGACCAUUCAAACGUUGGUUCUAGCCAGAAAUUGUACGCCAAGUCACAAUUAAAAAAUUAUUGCCAAUCUCCUGCGGUUGAAGGAUGUCCGAUUACGCUAUAUUGUAAUAGGAUUCAUAACAGUAAAAGCUCUAUUUUAAGUAGGAUGUGUCCUAUUGAAGAUAUUAUUAGUAGCCAACAAAACACUCAGUCAUCGGCUGAUUGCAGCCGGAGUCAGACAGAUACCGAAAAUAUGCCGUUCGCUGCCAAAGGAUAUAUGAUGCGCCCUGUAAGAAUUGGUAUCGAUCUUUAUACCACCUUGGUGAGAUCAACGCGUUUGCAUCUCCAUGGAAUUUGGCUAAAUGUUGAGACUGACUAG